AUGGACUCCGACAUCCCCCCACCGGGCAUCGACGAACCGAACCAGGUCCUCCUACGAGGUCCUUCAAUAUCAUCCGAUCCGGUUGCUUCAAGUCCACUUCCAGCUUCACUAAGUUCCGAGGUAUCCGUCGACAAAUCGACGACUACCUCCGGGCUCGAGCGGCCUAAAGCGACAGCUGCCGGUAGCUCUGGCGACGAUAUCAUCCCACAACCCCUGCAGAAACGUCGGACCAGUAGUUUCGAAUACCAUGAAGACGGUCCAUCGCAAUAUGAUAGCUUGAAGCUUGUUUCCAGGGGCCCAAACCCCAUUUCCCCUCUUUUCCUCGACCUCCUUCGAGGUAAAAUUCGCGAAGCCGAACGUCAACUACACUUCGCCCUCCUCUCAACCUCGACUCGCGACUCCCAUGAUGCCUCAAAACGUUGUUCCUGCGCUUUGGCGGAACUGGACUACGUCCGACAACGCGUAAUCCUCCCACCACCAAUCCAACUCCUAGAUGCCAGAGUCCUACGAACCACAGCGCUAUCAACAUUACAAUAUGUCGGCGUUGGUGAAGAUAGAGUUCUCGAUGCUAAGAAAGCCGAGAAUCUAAUAGAAAGGGCCUUUCAGGUACUGGGAGAAUUAGUGGAUUGGGAGGAAGUCAAAAAGAGAGGCGCAGCCGUUGAGAUGUUGGAGGAGUUUUUGCCUAUGUGUUAUUUUGGGAAGGAUGCCGGUGGGAAGGUAUUACCUGAUGAGACGACUUCGGAGGAUACCGCUGAAGGUGAAGAAGGGACCAUCGAUUUUACGGAAUCGUUGGUACUGUGGUAUCAAAUGAUGGUAGACCAUGCCAAAAUCACACUAGUUAAAACAGAGAUAAAAGAAGGCGUCCACGGAAAGAAGAUCAAGAUCGAGAACCUUGCCAAGGCCGGUCGGCUCUUCGCCGUCGCUUUAGAAGGCAUGAAAGAAAUCUACGAAACAGACGGGAGUGUUGAUACUGAAUACGUUGAUUACAAGAAGAGUGCCGAAGACGGACUCCAAAGAAUCGCAGAUAUCGCUGUCAGAGUGUGGAAGCAAGACGAACUAGUCGAGAUUAUGGAAUCAACAACGCCCAAGUUGGAUAUGGAGAACAUCAAACUCAAGGUCAUCAAAGCGAUGCAAAAAGCUCAAGAAGAAUCCCAAGAAAGAGCUAAGAGGAAAGAGCAAGCGAAAGAAGAUGGAUAUGCUGAUAGACCACCAAAGACACCAGCCAAUGAUGAUGGACCCGAAGAGGAGGAAGACAUCUCUAAAAAUAAGGGCAAGGGGAGAGCUACCGAUGCUGAUGACGAAUUUACACCGCUCAGUCCGAAGCCGAUAUCUGCGAAAGAGAAAGGGAAAGGCAAGGCGAUUAUCCUGGAUGAUGAUGAAAAAGAAAAGGGACUGCCCGCGUAUACCCCAUGCACAGAGAUCCCAAACACUGGCCAGAAAGAGGAUGACUGGGUCAUUGUUGAACCAAAGGAAUAA
Molecule: messenger RNA, 1476 nt
Organism: Orbilia oligospora ATCC 24927
Lineage: Eukaryota; Fungi; Ascomycota; Orbiliomycetes; Orbiliales; Orbiliaceae
Exons: 2
Coding region: 1-1476 (491 amino acids)
Source: RefSeq, a predicted model, not a curated record